Ananas comosus (pineapple) is the source of this 1343-nucleotide messenger RNA. RefSeq names its product peroxidase 1-like. Gene Ontology annotation, cellular component: plant-type cell wall; plasmodesma. Bases 79 to 1074 code for a protein of 331 amino acids. The transcript has 4 exons. Gene Ontology annotation, biological process: hydrogen peroxide catabolic process; response to oxidative stress. The record is from RefSeq and is a predicted model, not a curated record. Gene Ontology annotation, molecular function: peroxidase activity; heme binding. Lineage: Eukaryota; Viridiplantae; Streptophyta; Magnoliopsida; Poales; Bromeliaceae.
AAGUGCUAGUUAGCUAGAAGUCCUUGUACUAGUACAACAGAAGAGAGUCCUAAUUAAUUAAUCUCAUUAGCUCUUAAGAUGGCCUCAAAGACUCUACUAGUGUUGUUGCUCCCUUUCAACCUAGUGUUGUUCCUCUCCAUCUUAGCAGAAGCACAGCUCCUGCAGGUUGGUUUCUACAGCAAGACAUGCCCGAAUGUCGAAGAUAUCGUCCGGAAGGAGAUGACCGAGAUCCUCUCGGUAGCUCCGAGUCUCGCUGGUCCUCUUCUGAGGUUGCACUUUCACGAUUGCUUUGUAAGGGGAUGCGAUGGUUCAGUUCUACUUGAUUCUACGAAGAACAAUGUAGCUGAGAAAGAGGCAGAUCCGAACAAGAGCCUCCGAGGAUUCGGGGUGAUAGAAAGGGUGAAGGCUAAAGUGGAGAAAGCUUGUCCAAACACUGUCUCGUGUGCUGAUAUCCUGGCUUUGGUGGCAAGAGAUGCAGUGUGGCUGAGCAAAGGGCCAUCUUGGCCAGUAUGGACAGGAAGAAGAGAUGGAAGAGUGUCACUUGCAACUGAAACCAAGCAACUGCCAUCACCCAAUGCAAAUAUUACUCGGCUGAUCUCAAACUUUGCAGCAAAGGGCUUGAGUGUCAAGGACCUAGCAGUCCUAUCAGGUGGGCACACUCUCGGUACGUCGCAUUGCUCGUCCUUCUCCGAACGCCUCUACAACUUCACGGGGAAGGACAACCUCCACGACGUCGACCCCGCGCUCGACAAAGAGUACGUGCCCAAGCUGAGGGCCCGCUGCAGCCUAACCGACAACACCACCAUCGUCGAGAUGGAUCCUGGUAGCUUCAGAACCUUCGACACCAGCUACUACAAGUAUGUCGCGAAGAGGAGAGGGCUGUUCCACUCCGACGCCUCCCUCCUCACGAACAGCGAGACGAAAGCGUAUGUUCAGCGACAUGCUGACGGACUUACCGCGGAGUUCUUCCAAGAUUUCGGCGACUCGAUGAUCAACAUGGGGAAUGUUGCAGUCCUGACAGGCAAUCAGGGUGAGAUCAGGAAGAAAUGCUAUGUGGUUAAUAAAAUUAACUAGCUAUAUAUAUGUAUAUAUAUAUAUAUAUAUAUAUAUAGCUAUAUAUAGGCUUGUAUGUUGAUUCUUUUUGAGUAGGUCAUGGUCAAUUAAUUAAAAAGGAUUUAUGUGUUGUUUAUCAACAUUUUUAAGCGUAAUUUGGGUUAUAAGUCAUCUUCACUUUUUGUAUUUGCUUGUAAUCUCUUUAUUUAUUGUUUCUUUGUUCCUUUAUUGUAAGCAUAUAUGCUGUAAAUGUAAUUAAUUCUUUUCUGAAUAAAUAAUCCUCAUUUAUU